Messenger RNA from Aptenodytes forsteri (emperor penguin), 1550 nucleotides. Its product is annotated as ribosomal protein S6 kinase alpha-2. Lineage: Eukaryota; Metazoa; Chordata; Aves; Sphenisciformes; Spheniscidae. The record is from RefSeq and is a predicted model, not a curated record. The annotation marks the transcript as partial. Gene Ontology annotation, biological process: intracellular signal transduction; peptidyl-serine phosphorylation; protein autophosphorylation. Gene Ontology annotation, cellular component: cytoplasm; nucleus. The transcript is spliced from 9 exons. Gene Ontology annotation, molecular function: ATP binding; calcium/calmodulin-dependent protein kinase activity; calmodulin binding.
GCCGUCUUCUUCCUUCUCCUGCAGAUUCCCCAGGUGUUCCUCCAAGUGCCAAUGCUCAUCAUCUUUUCAGAGGGUUCAGCUUCGUUGCCUCUAACUUGGUGCAGGAGCCUUCACAGCAAGAUGUGCACAAAAUCACCGUCCAUCCAAUUGUGCAGCAGUUACAUGGGAACAACAUUCACUUUACAGAUGGAUACGAGAUCAAGGAGGACAUAGGAAUUGGCUCCUAUUCAGUGUGCAAGAGAUGUGUUCAUAAAGCUACAGAAACGGAGUUCGCAGUGAAGAUAAUUGAUAAGAGCAAGAGAGACCCCUCUGAAGAAAUUGAGAUCCUCUUGCGAUAUGGACAGCAUCCAAACAUCAUUACUCUUAAAGAUGUCUAUGAUGAUGGGAAAUAUGUGUACCUGGUGAUGGAGCUGAUGCGCGGAGGCGAGCUCCUGGACCGCAUUCUUCGGCAGAAGUGUUUCUCAGAGCGGGAGGCCAGCGCUGUGCUGUGCACCAUCACCAGGACUGUGGACUACCUGCACUCUCAGGGCGUGGUGCACCGAGAUCUCAAGCCAAGUAAUAUCCUCUACAUGGAUGAGUCAGGAAACCCAGACUCCAUCAGGAUCUGUGACUUCGGGUUUGCCAAGCAACUGAGAGCGGAGAACGGGCUGCUCAUGACUCCCUGCUACACGGCCAACUUUGUCGCCCCUGAGGUCCUUAAACGCCAAGGUUACGAUGCAGCCUGUGACAUCUGGAGCUUGGGGAUCCUACUCUAUACCAUGUUGGCAGGGUUCACUCCUUUUGCAAAUGGACCAGAUGACACCCCAGAGGAGAUUCUGGCCAGGAUUGGCAGUGGCAAAUAUGCACUUACAGGAGGAAACUGGGAUUCAGUAUCUGAUACUGCAAAGGACAUUGUGUCAAAGAUGCUUCAUGUAGACCCUCAUCAGCGCCUCACAGCAGUCCAAGUCCUAAGACAUCCAUGGAUAGUGAACAGGGAGUAUCUGUCUCAAAACCAACUCAGCAGACAGGAUGUUCACCUGGUGAAGGGUGCGAUGGCAGCCACUUACUUUGCUUUAAACCGAGCACCUCAGGCACCAAGGCUGGAGCCUGUAUUGUCCUCCAAUCUGGCUCAGCGGAGGGGCAUGAAAAGACUUACCUCUACCAGGUUGUAGCAGUACCCUCAAAAGGCCUCUUUGAAAACCCACAGUUUAUUAUUUGAGAGAUUCAUCUUUACUUGGCUAGCAGAACUUUUUUGGACAACCUGCACAUGAAAUCGCCAGAACUAGCAGAAGCUCAGUGUAAGGCAAAGUUCUCCUUUGCUCCGUCAUUUCUUUUACAUUCCAGCCAGGGUCCCAAGUUUAACAACUUCACAAAGAUGUGCCAAUUUUGCCAGUAGCUCUGUUUCCUUACUGAGAUAAAGCCAAAUAAAGUAGGUGUGCUCCAUCCUUCCCAUCCUAGGAAAUACUAUUUUUGAGUCCUUAAGAUGUUCCAUGGGAACACUGUUUUCAUUUUGUUUCUCAAGAAAAGCACUUUUUGCUAUGAAGAAUGCAGUCGGGUUUGAAUGUUUUCAG